AUGCUUUCGCUUUUGAUCGGCGAUCUCUUUAUACCCGACCGGGCUGUGGACAUCCCCUCGAAAUUCCGCAAACUCCUAUCUCCGAACGCCCCAGCGGUUCCCUCCAACGCCAAAAUCUCGCAAGUCUUGUGCUUGGGAAAUAUCACCCAGUCUACUUCAACAUUGCGCUUUCUCCACGAUCUUUCGCCCUUUUUCAGUGCUGUUAGAGGCGAAUUUGACGAUGUCAAUCUUGUCAGUCAGCAGCUCGCCUUGCUAGACGCUAAAAACGACAGCACGUUGCCCCUUUAUCGAGUUGUCAAGGCCGACAACUUCCGCAUCGGGUUCACUUCAGGUCACCAGAUUGUUCCUCGGAACGAUCCGUUGCUGCUUUUGGCCUUUGCGCGAGAAAUCGACGUCGACAUUUUGGUCUGGGGAGGUACCCACCGCGUAGAAGCAUAUACUCUCGACGGGAAGUUUUUUAUAAGCCCAGGAAGCGCCACAGGGGCCUACAGUAUGAACUGGCCUGAUUUGGAUGAAGAAGAGGACGAAUACAGCUUGGAUGGAAAUGAGGAAGCCAAUGCUGACAAGACGUCUGCGUCGAACGCGGUAGACCAAGACGAAACCAACUUCGAUUCCUCACACUUGUCUUCGAGCCUCCCGUCGUUCUGUCUUUUGGACACCCACACUUCCAGGUGCACGCUUUACAUCUACACGUAUGGCAACGACGAGGUCAAGGUCGACAAGGUGUUGUAUCUGAAAGACUGA
Molecule: messenger RNA, 744 nt
Organism: Metschnikowia bicuspidata var. bicuspidata NRRL YB-4993
Lineage: Eukaryota; Fungi; Ascomycota; Pichiomycetes; Serinales; Metschnikowiaceae
Product: retromer subunit
Exons: 2
Coding region: 1-744 (247 amino acids)
Biological process (GO): retrograde transport, endosome to Golgi; intracellular protein transport
Cellular component (GO): retromer complex; endosome
Source: RefSeq, a predicted model, not a curated record